Molecule: messenger RNA, 1170 nt
Organism: Hibiscus syriacus
Lineage: Eukaryota; Viridiplantae; Streptophyta; Magnoliopsida; Malvales; Malvaceae
Product: inositol-tetrakisphosphate 1-kinase 1-like
Exons: 1
Coding region: 117-1028 (303 amino acids)
Biological process (GO): inositol trisphosphate metabolic process
Cellular component (GO): cytoplasm
Molecular function (GO): ATP binding; magnesium ion binding; inositol-1,3,4-trisphosphate 6-kinase activity
Source: RefSeq, a predicted model, not a curated record
AAUUAGAUUUCACUUCCCACGUGCUUGUCAUCGUGCUUUGAAGCUGAUAAAUUUUCUCAGUUUGCUGCAGUCACAAUUCCAUUUUCUCAUCUUCCAAACAGACCUUCCUCUCAAAGAUGUCCAGUCUUUCUUCAAAACCCUACCAAGUCGGCUAUGCUUUAACUCCAAAAAAGGAGAAAACUUUCAUCCUACCUUCCCUCCUUUCCCACGCCUCCCAGAUUGGGGUUACUUUGACGAAAAUCGAUCCCAGCAAACCUUUGAUCCAACAAGGACCGUUCGAUUGCAUCCUCCACAAGUUGUACGACUCCGAUUGGAAACAAAAUCUUCAAGACUUCGCUUCCCAAAACCCUAACAUCCCCAUCAUCGACUCCCCAGGUUCCAUCGAGAUUCUCCACAGUAGAAUCUCAAUGCUCGAAACUGUUUCAAAACUGAGAAUAAGCAACAUCGGAGUCCCCAAACAGAUUACCAUCACGGAAGUUACGAAUUCGGAAAAUCUGGGAAUCAACUUCCCGUCGAUCGCGAAGCCGUUAGACGCGGACGGUAGUGAGACGUCGCAUAAAAUGCAUCUCGUCUUCGAAAAAGAUGGGUUAAAGAACUUACCGCUGCCGUUUGUUUUACAGGAGUUUGUUAAUCACGGUGGCGUAAUCUUUAAGGUCUACGUUGCCGGAAAAUAUUCCCGGUGCGUGAAACGGAAGUCGUUGCCUGAUAUUUCGGAGGAGAAACUUGUAAAUUUGCAAGGUUCGCUGCCGUUUUCACAGGUUUCGAAUCUGACUGCUGCUGGUGGCGGUGCCGAAGGUUGUGAGUUCGAAAAGACGGAAAUGCCCCCGGAAAAUCUAGUAAAGGAGUUGGUGGAAGGGCUAAAGGAGGAGUUGAGGUUGAAUUUGUUUAACUUUGAUGUGAUUAGGGAUAUCAAAAACAAGGAUAAUUACAUGGUCAUUGAUGUCAAUUAUUUUCCGGGGUACUCGAAAAUGCCGGAUUUCGAGUCCGUGAUAACAGAUUUUUUAAUCGAUGUGUGCUCGAAGAGAUGAAAUGUGGCAAAAAUUGAGGAUCGGAGGUACUUUGUUGAACAUUUGAAGUUCUAAUAAGCUAACAUUUUAGCAUGCUUUGUAUCAUCUUACUAUGGUAAUUGUAAUGCAUGGAUUUUUCCAAUACUUGUUUUCUUUUCGUUGA